Anas platyrhynchos (mallard) is the source of this 3639-nucleotide messenger RNA. It is a transcript of the gene SOWAHA, whose product is annotated as sosondowah ankyrin repeat domain family member A. Gene Ontology annotation, molecular function: protein binding. NCBI's taxonomy places the organism in Eukaryota, Metazoa, Chordata, Aves, Anseriformes, Anatidae. The record is from RefSeq and is a predicted model, not a curated record.
GGAGAAGGAGGAGGAAGGCGGGCGGGGCGGCUCGGUCACCUCAGCGGGAGCGGCCGCAGGUGCCUGAAGCCGAGGGACACCGGGCAGCCUCCUCCCAGCACAGGGCGGCCUCGCUCCGCCUGGGGGGCCGGUGGCGGAGGAGGCUCGUCCACCUGUGGCGACUGCGGGAUGGCGGAGCUCGCCCUCAGCCCCGCCGCCGUGCUGGGCUUCCUGAGGGAGCGCGGCGGGUGGGUGCGCAACGCCGAGCUGCUGGGAGCCUUCCGCCCGCUGCUGGAGGCCGCCGGGGACGCGGCGGAGCGGGCGGAGCGCCGGGAGCUCUUCAAGCGCUCGGUUAACGCCGUGGCCACGGUGAAGGAGCGCGACGGCGCCAAGUUCGUCGUCCUCAAGAGGCACCUGCGGCCCCCACCGCCGCCCGCGGGCGUCCCGAUGGACGGCGGCGGGCCCCCGCCUCAGGGGCGGCUCUCGCCGUCGCCCCCCGAGGAGCUGAGGUCGCCCUCCGAGGAGCUGCCAUCACCCCUCGAGGAGCAGCCGUCGCCCCCCGAGGCUCUGCAGUCGCCCCUCGAGGAGCAGCCAUCGCCCCCAGAGGCACUGCGGUUGCCCCCUGAGGCGCUGAAGUCAUUCCCCGAUGUUCUGCCGUCACCCCCCGAGGAGCAGCCGUCACCCCUCGAGGCACUGAAGUCGCCCCCCGAGGUGCUGCCAUCGCCCCCCGAGGAGCAGCCGUCACCCCUUGAGGCGCUGAAUUCGCCCCCCGAGGAGCAGCCGUCGCCCCGUGCCGUGUCCGAGCUCCGUGGCCUCUUCCAGAGGAGCGGCGGUGGCGGGGUGCCCCUGCCCGCCGGCGGGUCCGGGAGCCGUCGGGAGCCGGUGCCCAAGCCCUGCAUGCUGCCCGUGCGCUGCGUGCCGUCACCAGCCGCUGCCCCAGAGCAGCCCAAGGAGCCCGGAGCCGCCUUGUCGCCCUUGCCGGAGGAGGACGAGGCCGGGUGCCGCUCGCCCAACCUGCGGCGGGUCCCCAAGACGCUGCGGGCCAGCGAGGAGCCGGCAGCGGUGCCGCUGGAGGAGGCCGAGCACCGCUGGCUGGUGAUGGCGGCCGAGGGGCAGUGGUCCCAGCAGCUCCACGGGCUGCUGCUGGGCGACGCCAGCCUGGCGGCCCGGCGGGACUUCAUCUCGGGCUUCACCGCCCUGCACUGGGCCGCCAAGAACGGCAACUGCGACAUGGUGAGGAACAUCAUCGAGGUGGCGCAGAAGGAGGGCACGCACGUCGACGUGGACGCCAGGUCGCACGGCGGCUACACGGCGCUCCACCUUGCCGCCAUGCACGGCCAGGAGACCGUCAUCAGCAUGCUGGUCCGCAGCUACCACGCCAAGACCGACCUGAGGGACUACAGCGGGAAGAAGCCGCACCAGUGCUUGAGGGAAGGGGCCUCCAUUGCCAUCAGGCGCUUGCUGGGGGACCCCAGCCUCGAAAUCACUGGGGGAUCCUCCCUGCCCAUAAAGAAGAGCACCAAGAUCGCUGCUUCCAUCCUGAGCUCCACCAGUACGUUCCUGGGGGUCAUAUCCGAUGACAUGGCUUUCUAUGACCUCACCAAAGGCUUGAGGAAGCCUUCGUCCCUGAACAAGCUCCUGGCUGCCACGACAGGCCCGAGGAGGAAGCCAAAGACCAGAGGGAGCUUCCCUUCGUAUUGUUCCCUCUCGGAGGUGGCGGAGGAGGAGGAGCAAGAGGAGGUCGUUGUGAAACGCCGGCCGGUCUCCGAGCUGUUCUUUGGCCACUAGCCACUGCCUUCUGGGGAUUGGAAUUGUUCAAUACUGUGACUGGGGGCCUUGGUCUUCUCUUGAAGAAGUAAAUUAGAUUUCUUCUCUCCGUGUCUUUCUUCUUAGAAGUAAGUUCCAGUGAGCCAGUAACAGGGUCUGGCUCAAAGGCCGCCAGCUGAAACCCAGUUCUCAGAAGCCUGAGGGAAGGAGACUGCGCAGGGAAUGUUACAGACAGUCCUUGUGCCCUGCUGAUGCAUUGGUGAAGGCCACGGACUCUGUGUAGACAGGUUAAAAUGCUUAAGGUGCAGCUUCCUUGGUCUGUGCUCCUCAGCCGAAGAGCCAAACUAAGGUAAAGAAGUGCAGAUUUUACACUGUGAACAGCAGCCUGGGAGCCGGCUGCUUGAACACGGCUUGUUACCUAGCAGGCUCGCGUUCGAGGAAAGAUGCAUAGUUUUCUAUGACGUUUCUGAAUGUUUUGGUAACAGAGGAGGAAUAUUUCUAUUUUAAAAUUGUGUAUUUUCAAAUUGUGCUUUUUUCAGAACGAAAUUUCUCACUACCAGAAAUACUAACGUGUCUUAAUUGUUGCCUAAAGCAUUUUAUUAGAUUAAGAGGUUAAAAAAGAAAACACCCUCAUUGCUCAGUCACUCUGACCUGUCUACCUCAGUGUGAAGCCUAGGUUAGCUUUUUUAUUUUUAUUUUUCCUCUUCCUGAGGGACUUUUUGACCAGGUGGUACUAACUAACCAUGUCUCAAAACUGUGAAUGCUUAAACUGACUGUAGUACUGUCGCUUAAUCUGAGUGAAAACCUUUUUGUUAUUUGAUAGCAAAAAAAUGAAGUGGAAAACCAGGAUGCAGAUCCUGUGCAGUGUGAGUAGCCAACUGGAAACAGAGUUAGGCUUGUACGUCUGAUUCUUUUUAUUUAAAAUCUGAACUUUGAUUUUGGACUACUUAUGAAAAUAUUUAUAAAGAGAUUGGGCUUUGUUCAGUGGGUGUUUCAUGAUAAGAUGUCUGCAUGACCUCUUAACGUGUAUCUCAACAGCAUGAAUCACGGAUCUAAAACUCACUUUUCUUUUGUAUUAUAAUUGUUUUAUAUAGAGAGAACGACGUGUAGCUCCAAACAGCAUGCUAACUGCGAGCAACACAUUUGCCAUGAGAUUGUUAUCAUUUUUUAAAUUAUGUGGCUAAAGUUAACCUGAGACGAAGAGGCAGAGCUAAGAGAAACUGUUUGGUUGCUUUGCACAGUCUGCUAAACCGCCUCAUUUUUCAUCUAAAACUAACAACAAAGCUGCAGAGCUCAGAGGUGACAGAGGUGACUAAGUUCUGUGCUUGCCGUGCUGCUGUCCCAGUCAGGUGUUUGGGUUCCUGUCCCAAAUACUUGUUUGCGUGCUUUGCCUCUCUGAGUCACUGACUCCAGGAAUGUGGAUUUUGGUUUUUGUUUCCAGCCUUGAAUUACGCCUCAUGCUUCCUCUUGUCGUCUGUAAUUGGCUUCCCCCAAACACUCUAGGACCGUGCAGGGUGUGGAGGCGCUGCCUUUGUUCCCUGCAGCAUCAGCCCCGAGGUCCCAGCAUUGGUCACUGAGCGCAGAAGGGUCCGAGCCAGCUGCUCUGGGAAGAGAAUAGGAUUAUUCUGCACCCGUCUGCUUCCGUACUGAACUAAUUAAGGUGUUACGCAAUGUUAAUGACCAAGCACCUCAUGACUUCUAUGUCUGGAGUAGUGUUAAAAAAAAAAAGUUCUGUUUGCUCCGUGGCUGGUGGUGUGAGCAGUGACCGGUGCGGUCGUCUGAAACUGCAGGGUGAGCUGCAGAGCUCCAGGAAAAACGUCUGUCGCUCUGUUUUAAAAAUCCUUUCUCAAUUUAGUGACAUUAAACACCUUUCUGCUGUAGCUUUUGAAACCA